Molecule: messenger RNA, 1065 nt
Organism: Cryphonectria parasitica EP155
Lineage: Eukaryota; Fungi; Ascomycota; Sordariomycetes; Diaporthales; Cryphonectriaceae
Exons: 1
Coding region: 1-1065 (354 amino acids)
Source: RefSeq, a predicted model, not a curated record
AUGUCGUCUGCUAGAGUUAGCAAUUUGAGGCAGCAUUUGGACGGCUCAACAGGGCCUCUUCGGCCUGUCUUGACCUCACUAAAUGGUGAUCAGUCAUGGCUCUUAUCCUUUCCCUUGCCAUCUACGCCUGGGGAGCCGGCCCAACUAGGCAAGAAAUACUAUCACAUCGUGAUGGACCCAUGGCUCAAGGGCACUAUCAGUGUUCUCUCGACAUGGUUCCUUGGGCUGGAGCUGCUCAAUACCGCCGCAGCAACUGAUGGUGCCGGCGUCGACGAUAUCGCACGAGAAAUCGAGGAUGCUGCUGCAAAUACCAACGCCGCAAACAUCCCCAGAGACACGGUCGUGGUUGACGCGAUAUUCAUACACUUCCAUUACCUCGACCACAUGCACCAGGCCAGCCUCGUCACAUUUGAUCCAGACAUUCCCGUCUUGACCACGCCCGAGGCAGCCGCGACGAUGCGCAGUUGGGACCAUUUCAAGAACAUCACCACCAUGCACGACUUCGACCCCGCCAGCGAGCAAGAAGGGUGGCAGUCUCUGCACCCCGGUGGCGCCCUCCCGCAAUGGCUGAGUGUGUUUCGGCUCAAAGGUCACGCCGUGCUGAAUUUCGCCACGGGUAUAGUCUGGUCGCACGACAGCGAUGACGGGCACAGGCAGCACGAGCUGGUCUUGAACUCGCCGCACGGCAUCAGAGCCGACCUGCCGAACGUGCGUGCUCUUCUGGGCCCUGCAGAGGACACAUCACCAGCGACCAAGGCAGCGAGCCCGCCUCUCAGGGUCCUGGCUAUGCUGGCGGCUCUCAAGGACAGUUUCACGCUCGGGAUGGCGACCACACUUGGGCUGGAUGGAAGUCUGGCCCUCGAGGACCUUGCCAGGCCGAAAUAUUGGGUCCGCUCGCAUGAUAUGUUGCUCAAGUACAUGGGCUUUUUCAUGCGAUUGACGGGCACGCAUGACGUCGCGAGAUCGGUCGACGAGAAAGGGAGCAGCUCUGGCUUGAAGCAGGGAGAGAGCAGGCGGCCGAACCUGGUCGACGUUGCUAAUGGAGCGAACUUUGUCCUUACAUAG